This is a messenger RNA of Aedes albopictus (Asian tiger mosquito), 678 nucleotides long. Its product is annotated as succinate dehydrogenase assembly factor 4, mitochondrial. The record is from RefSeq and is a predicted model, not a curated record. The coding region runs from base 109 to 447 and encodes 112 amino acids. Gene Ontology annotation, biological process: mitochondrial respiratory chain complex II assembly. The transcript has 2 exons. Gene Ontology annotation, cellular component: mitochondrion. NCBI's taxonomy places the organism in Eukaryota, Metazoa, Arthropoda, Insecta, Diptera, Culicidae.
GUUUUGCAAUCGGAAAAUCAAAACAAAACUUACUAGUCCCGUUUCAUUACGGUACUUUCCGGAAAAAAAUUAACUUUAUCGGAGUUUUUGCAUCAACGAGUGAAAAACAUGACAUCCAAAGUUCUGCUAAAUAAAUUAUCUUCGCUUUCGUCGCGGCACGUCUACAUCGUUAACUUCGUGCCCUCGCUAUCGUUCUCCUCUAAGCCUCCGUCCUCGGACAAACCGGUCAGUCCCCGAAUGGAAGAGUUCCAGAAGAAGCUGCGCGAGAAAACCCCGAUCGGCAAGCUGGACGAAAUUGUCGGUAAACAUCCGUACCAGGAGAAAGAACCGUUGGAACCGUGGCCCAACAACACCAACCCGAACACUGGCGAGAUUGGGGGACCCCGGGGACCGGAACCGACCCGGUACGGCGACUGGGAACGAAAGGGUCGCGUUAGUGACUUCUAGGUGAGUAAUCAAUCGCAUCCGAAGUUUCGUUUGACAUUAUUCUGGAAGGUACCAGUGAAAGUCACGAUUCCGCUGAUUUAAUGGAAUCUACUAGUGUUGUAAAUGGUUAAUGUAGAUAUUAUAGCUGAACUAAUUAUAACGUAGGGUGAUAUUCUUGUUGUAGGCGUAGUUCUAAAAUACAUACUGAAAUGUUGCCAAUUUGAGAUUUUAAAUAAAAGUUUCCUGACAAUA